AUGGAAGGUGGACACAUUACAAAUGAAGAGGCAGGCAGCAAUGAUAGUGAUAGUGUUGUGAGUGUAAAACAUGAACCUUGGUUCUUGUAUUGGCUACAAAAAAAUGUGGCAACGAUUAAAGCAAAUUUAUGGUUAAAAAUAAAAAGGAGUAGAGUUGAUAAAAUUUUGCAUCUAGUUGAUCCAAAUGCUAUUGAAGAGAGAUCUCGUCGACGUUUGAUACGGCGUAAGUACACAGUUCCAGGACCUAAUUUUCUAUGGCAUAUUGAUGGCUACGAUAAAUUAAAGCCCUUUGGCUUUGCCAUUCACGGAUGCAUCGAUGGAUUUUCCAGAAAAAUUGUAUGGUUGGACGUUGCAACAUCUAACAAUAAACCGGAAAUUAUUGCAUAUUAUUAUUUAACAACAGUACAGAAAUUGAAACUAGUUCCAACUUUAAUACGGUCAGAUUUAGGAACAGAAAAUUGUCUAGUUGAAGCCCUUCAGCAAAGUUUACGAUUUUAUCAUGAUGAUAGUCUAUCAGGUUGGAAGAGCUUCAUCAAAGGUAAAAGCACGUCUAAUCAGCGGAUAGAGAGUUAUUGGUCUCAGCUUAGGCGUCAUGGUUUGGAUUUUUGGAUUAAUUUAUUUAAAGACUUACGUGAAAGAGGUCUUUACAAUGAUUCAUCUAUGAUAAAUGUCGAGUGUUUACGAUUUUGCUUUGGGCACUUAAUUAGAGCUGAAUUGGAAACAAUUCGCCGUGAGUGGAAUCGACAUAGAAUAAGAAAACAAAAAAAUCGUCGUAUAGCUUCGGGAAAACCAAAAUGUUUAUAUUACCUUCCUGAAGCUAUUGGGGCCAAAGAUUACAUGAAACCACUCAAUGAGGAUGCAAUUGAUAUUCUGAAACAAGACUACACCUUGAAGCCUAAACUCUACAAUGAAAUAUUUUGUCGAUUAGUCAAAGUAUUGAUACCUGAUAUACAAGUACCUCUGAAUGUUGAAGAAAGUAUUGAGCUUUAUUUAAAAAUUUUAAAUUUAUUAAAAGUUUAUACAUAG
This is a messenger RNA of Chrysoperla carnea, 1026 nucleotides long. RefSeq lists its product as uncharacterized. NCBI's taxonomy places the organism in Eukaryota, Metazoa, Arthropoda, Insecta, Neuroptera, Chrysopidae. The record is from RefSeq and is a predicted model, not a curated record. The coding region runs from base 1 to 1026 and encodes 341 amino acids. The transcript is spliced from 2 exons.